This is a messenger RNA of Vespula pensylvanica (western yellowjacket), 4758 nucleotides long. It is a transcript of the gene smo, whose product is annotated as protein smoothened. Gene Ontology annotation, biological process: central nervous system development; smoothened signaling pathway; positive regulation of smoothened signaling pathway. The transcript is spliced from 7 exons. The coding region runs from base 330 to 3323 and encodes 997 amino acids. The record is from RefSeq and is a predicted model, not a curated record. Gene Ontology annotation, cellular component: cilium; plasma membrane; dendrite. NCBI's taxonomy places the organism in Eukaryota, Metazoa, Arthropoda, Insecta, Hymenoptera, Vespidae. Gene Ontology annotation, molecular function: patched binding; transmembrane signaling receptor activity.
AAAAGAAGGAAAAAAAAAGAAAAAAAAAAAAAGAAAGAAACAUGUAGCGCUACCAGUGAAUUAUGUAUGAAACUGUCUAGCAGCCUGAUACAUUCAAACUUGGGAAAUGCGAAACAAUGCGAAGUGUGGUAUGGGCGAACGGCGGCGGCCGUCGUGGGUGGUCCAAGUGGUUCUGAGAGCAAGCUUGUCUCGUGUGUGGUCCAAGCCGUUCGUACACUGGACGCGACUAUCGCUCUGCCGCCAGAAGAUGCGAGACACUUUGUCCGUACAAAAGGGAGGCCUUUCUCCGUGGCUAAUCGAGAUUAGCUGAAGAAAAUAUUUCUAUCUCUAUGCGUGAGAUUAUGAUCUUGUUAAUAUGCUGCUUGCUUAUACUUCAUGGAGUCAAGUCAGAAUUGGAACAUACUUUUACUGGUAAUACUAAUAAUGAAAAUAAAACAUGGAAGGAUUUGGAUUUGAGCCACAGACACAGAAUCAAGGAUUCCAAUUAUCUGCUGGACAGAUAUCCUUUGGGAGAACUACCUACUGAUUCUGAGAACUGCCGUAGACCUGCAAAGUGCAUACCUUUACAGAAAAACACUUGUAUGGGUACCAAAUUACCUUAUACAUCUACCACAUUAGAUCUUGUAUCUGAAUAUACAACACAGAAAAUAAUUGAGGAAAAGUUAUAUUUACUACAAGCAUUAAGACAUAUACCAAAGUGUUGGGCAGUUGUACAACCAUUUUUAUGCUCAAUAUUUAUGCCAAAAUGCAUAAAUGAUACGGUUGAUUUACCUUCUCAAGAAAUGUGUAAGAUGGUAUCAGGACCUUGUAGAAUAGUAUUUAAUCAUACUAUUUGGCCAAAUUUUGUUAAAUGCGAGAAUACAAAACUUUUUCCAAGAUUAUGUAAAAAUGACAUAAGAGAACUGAAAUUCAAUACAUCAGGUAAAUGUUUAAAACCACUGAUCCCUACUGAUAAUGCACUUGCAAUUUUUGAGGGUGUAGACGGAUGUGGUACACAGUGCAAUGAUCCAUUUUUUACAUUGGAUGAGCAAAAACAAAUCCAUUCUUUCAUUGCUUGGGCUGCUGGUAUUUGUUGUACGUUUAACUUUUUUACUGUGGUAAGUACCAUGUACCAAGGGUGUAAAACGGUAAUACUAUACCUUUCAGAAAGUUUAACAUUCUAUUUUCACGUAUUUCAGGUUACAUUUUUAAUAGACUGGAGAAGUGCAAAUAAAUAUCCUGCAUUAGUUAUAUUUUACAUAAAUUGUUGUUUUAUGGUAUCAUGUAUAGGAUGGCUAGUACAAUUUACUCCUGGAAGUAGAGAUGUGAUCGUAUGCCGUAAAGAUGGGACAUUGAGAAUGAGCGAACCAAGCGGAGAAAACUUAUCUUGCGUUGUUGUCUUUGUACUUGUUUAUUAUUCGCUCAUGGCUGCAAUGGUGUGGUUUGUAAUUUUAACAUAUGCUUGGCAUAUGAGUUUUCAAGCUCUUGGUAAAAUUCAAGAUAGGAUCGAUAAAAAGGGUGCUUAUUUCCAUCUGAUCGCUUGGUGCUUACCGCUUGUUUUAACGGUAACGAUUAUGGCAUUGGGAGAAAUAGAUGGUAAUAGCGUUACUGGUAUCUGUUUCGUGGGUUAUACGAAUCAUGCAGUGAGAGCUUGGUUCCUACUUGGACCCGUGUUAAUCGUAUUACUUGUUGGAGGAUAUUUUUUAUCGAGAGGAUUGAUCACGCUGAUUCGCUUAAAAAUCAGUAGCCAGGAAAUUAUAUCAGAAAGAGCAAGUUCUAAAAUAAGAGAAACCAUCGUUAGAAUGGGCCUGUUUUCCAUUUUUACAUUUGCAGCAGUUGUAGUGACCUGCUAUUGUCACAUUCAUGAAUUUCAGCAUUCUUGGCAAUGGCGACAAAGUUUUCGCGAUUAUAUGAUAUGUUCGAUAACAACAAAGUAUGCAGAAAUAUCUGAAUGUAAAAUGGAAGCAAGACCAAGUGCUGCCAAGUUGCAGUUGCAUUUACUUUCACCAUUUUUUGCUGGUAUACUUAUGUCAUCGUGGGUUUGGACAGGAUCUACGGUGGAUACAUGGACUAGAUUUCUCCGACGGACGUUUAAUUGCGAGUCGGAAGAACCGAUAAGAUUGAAGAAACACAAAGUUAUAGCGCAAGCUUUCGCAAAACGCAAGACUUUCAACAAUGCUGGUCGUUUAUCAAUUAGUUUUCAUAAUACUCACGAAGAUCCGGUAGGAUUGAAUUUUGAUCUCAAUUCGGUAGCUUCGCAAGACUUUAGUUCGACUUGGGCUGCUGCUUUACCAAAACUAGUAACAAGGAGAGGUGCGCUUGUAGGUGGAACAACGGGUUCGGUAUCUAGCAACAGAAGAAAUUCUGUUGAUUCUGAAAUAAGUUUUAGCGUGAGACGUGUCUCUGUGGAAUCUAGAAGAAAUUCAUUGGAUUCUCAGAUAUCCGUUCAGAUUGCUGAAUUGAAAACAACGAGGAAAGUAGCAGGAAGUGCUCGUGGACGUCGUGGAAAGCGUAGAAGAGAUUUUGCAAAGUCAAGAUCUGGAAAAGUUGGUCCACUUUUUCGACGAGGUAGUACUACGUCCCAAGAGAGUCAGUUGGGCGCACAAAUACUUUCAGCGUUGACCAUUGGUGGUACAUCCAAAAUACCGCCUAUUCAAGUGCCUAAUAUGAAGAGACGAUCGGCCAGUGCUGGAUUAGAUGAGAGAGUUUUAAACUCUAAAAUGCUCGAAGGGAAAGGCCCGGGUAUGCUUCUACCAUUUUUAUUUCCAGAUCAGAGCGGCAGCGAUGAAAAUUUAAGUAGCGAAGAGAAAAGACAUCGAGAUAUGAGAGACAAAGAUAUUGAUAUAGAAGCGGGCAAUGUCGAGAAAGAAGAUCAAGACACCGACAGCGACGAUAGUCAGCCCGAUGAAGAAACGAAGAUAUUAGAACCGGAAGAACCAUUAGAAAAUAGUAAAAGUAAAGCGAGCAACAAAAGUGCCAAGAGUUAUUGUCACGAAAGUGAUAUCAGAAGUAGGGAAGGUCGUAAAAGCAAAUAUUUGUUACAAGACGAGGCUAUUCUGAAACAUUUACUGCAAGAAUCUAGCGAGACGAAAUUGAAAUGCGAAACAGAGAAAAAAGACGCGUACAAAAAGGCUGGUAUGGGUGAUCUAGCAUCUAGCUUAACAUCUUGCUGUCCCGAAUUAACGCGGUUAAUGCAAUCGGAUGGACAGACUAACGCGAGAGAAAUAGCAACGCAAACUUCCUUGCCUCUCGAUAUCUUGGAAAUGGAGGAACUGAAACAAAGUAUCGACGAGAUCAUUAAUAGCAGACAUUGUAGUUCUAAAGGAACGCAAAUGUCACCUUAAUUAAAUAAAAAAUUAAAAUACUACGAGGUAAGACUGAACAUUAAUACUGAUAAAUAUCGUAUAUCAUUGAAAAAGAGAUAUUAAAAGAAACGCUAACGUCCGAAGAACAAUAUUCGAUUAAUAUGUUCGACCUAACAAUAGUGUGGCUAUUAAAGUGUUGAUAUUAUGUAUAUGUUUUUGAUAGCUAAGGAUAUACUAUUCUCUUAAGUAGUACGUCGAAACUUUUUUAAUCAAUGCGAAUGACUUGUAACGUGAUCCGGAUACACGAUGAUAUUUAUAUAUAUCUAUAUUUUUAUAUAUUUUAUUUUUAUUAAAAUAGUCAUAAAUUUUUUCCGACGAAUAAUUUAAUGCAUUUAUAAUAUCGGAUUUGCAAGUGUAUCAUGCGUUAAGAAAUAUAAAGUAACUUUCUUUUUUCAUAGAAGAUCAAAUUAUUUCGAUAUAUCUACAUAUCAUUUUAUAUGAACACAUCGAAAGAAAAUUUUCUUGUGCGAGGAUGUUUAUACAUAACAAGUUUAUGUAUAAAAUAUCUUAUAUUUCAGUAGGUGUAAACAAUAUAAACGAUGACUCACACAUAAUCAUUAAAAGAAUUGUUUUAAAUCAAAUUAGUAUAGAGUAUAAAGUGUAAAUGAGUUGGAUUUGUCAAUGAAAUCGUGUUAAGCUCAUCCUUGACAAUAUAAUGCCGGGCUCUCUAAAGCCCAUUGACAAUGUUUUUCUCCCUUUUUCAUUGUCUAUCAUUUGUUCGUCUAUGCGAGACCAGGUUCCUCUUGUUCAGGCUCAAUGGACAUUAUGCUUUCAAAUCUGGGUUGUUAUUCUCUGCUAGGUAUUUUUUACCUAUACCCGAAUCAAAUAAUAUAUAUAUAUAUAUGUACGUAUAUCUUGACUUUAUUUUUUGCUAGAGAACAAGAUUUAUAUACAAGAUUUGUAACGAAUUAGAGUGUAUAAUAUAUAUAGAUAUAUAUUUAUCUUGGUUGAUAUAUACCUUUAGUGUGUUUACCUACGUGCACACCAUAUUAAUUUGAUUGCUUUUAUUGUUAUAUCAUUCUCCCGUUAUAAAAAGUACAAAAAUAAUGAUUGUGACGAGUCCAAUAAGAGCGCAUUUUCCGAAUUUUAUUUACAAUCGGUCACUGUGAUCCAGGCACUCUUACUUAACACGUGAAAUUAGUUUUCCCUUAGGGUAAACAAAAAAAAAACACACAUUUAUCCUAAAGCUAUGGUGAGAAAAACUCACCUAACAUGCUUCGAGCGUCAGUCAGCCUCCUGAGCAAAGUUAACGCAACAACAAAAAAGGCUGGAUUAUCGAUUCAGCAUUACUAAAAAUCUGCCCAUGUGCAUGCAUAUUUUGAGGGUUGCGGGGUCGGGGAGGCUUCCGUCUGCUUGACUCUGUUUACUUUGUUUUUGUUUUGUUUUGCAUUUUUUUUUUUUUUUUUUUUUUUUU